This is a messenger RNA of Tachysurus fulvidraco (yellow catfish), 8211 nucleotides long. RefSeq names its product suppressor of glucose, autophagy associated 1 (gene mtcl2). The coding region runs from base 284 to 5746 and encodes 1820 amino acids. The record is from RefSeq and is a predicted model, not a curated record. Gene Ontology annotation, biological process: regulation of autophagy. The transcript has 15 exons. Lineage: Eukaryota; Metazoa; Chordata; Actinopteri; Siluriformes; Bagridae.
GACACAACACUACGUUCACUCACUAUAUUGUUUAGCAGAAGACUGGAAGUGGAACCGGUCGGGAGAAGAAGAAAAAAAAGGAAGAAACCAGUAGUAGCUGAAACGUGGUCCAUAUUUAGACAGUAGUGCGCGUUGUGAAUCAGUAUUGGAUCAAACUAUUAUUCUGUUUUAUUGUUAGUUAGUUUUUAUUCUGCGGGCGCGGCUUUUAUCCCACAGCCGAGCGUCUUGUUCUGUGCGUGGGGGCUUUUAUUUCUCUUACAGUCGGCACUGAGAAGCGGAAUGAAUGACCAAGACAAAGGUUGACGCCGCGUCUUCGACUCAUUUCGUCUCGGCUAAAGACAAGAGACUCAGGAGCAAAAUGGAAACGGAAAGCGGGCGUGAAACAAGCGACGUUGUGCAGUCAAUAACCCAGGAGAAGAAGAAACCGCACCGCGCUCCUUCGCCUGCGAGACCCAAAGACGUGCCCGGAUGGUCCAUCACCAAGAUCCGGGGGGGGAUCGGUACACCGACCCUCAGUGUGAAGCCGGGGGCGAUCCAUUUAGGUAGCCGCCUGUCCAGACGCAGCCCCAUUAGCAGUAAAGAAACAAAGGAUAAGAUGGGAAAAUCACCGGGGAAAUCCGCCCUGUCUGCGCUCGGUGCUACGAAGAGUAGCGUCAAGUCAAACAAGGCCGCGCGGAGGAAAGUAUCAGAUGCCAGUAACGCGUCCGACGAUCUGAGCAAAGACUCAGGAAAAGAUUCGGGUAAACUCUCGCCCACUGACAGCAGCUCCGAGCUCUCCGACUGCGGCUCGGAGGAAAAUAAGCUUUCAACAAGCAGCGAUAGAGAAAGCAGCAGCCGUGGCGGUGGAACCGAGAGCGAAAGCGCGGCCGCGGAACAGAGCACUGCUGGUGCCGGGAGGUACGGAGAGCGCCUCGCGCUGGGAGGAGACGCGGGACAGGACAGCACUUCCCCGGGGGAUGAGCGCUCACUCACAUCGCUCGAUAGUCGGAUGCCUGCUAGCACGUCUUUGGCCUUUUCUGAUCUUAACGAGGACCUAACGGAAGCAAUGCACGAGGAAUAUCUCAGAGAGAUCGAAGAACUAAGAUCAGAAAACGACUAUUUAAAGGAUGAGGUUGAGGAGCUUCGCUCAGAGAUGCUGGAGAUGAGAGACAUGUACAUGGAGGAGGAUGUAUACCAGCUCCAGGAACUUAGGCAGCAACUUGAGCAGACCAAUAAGACAUGUCGCAUCCUCCAGUAUCGACUGCGGAAGGCUGAGAGACGCAGCCUGCGUGUCGCUCAAACCGGCCAGGUAGACGGAGAGCUCAUUCGUACCCUGGAACAAGAUGUAAAGGUGGCCAAGGACGUGUCCAUCCGCUUGCACAAUGAGCUUGACACUGUGGAGAAGAAGAGGAGUCGACUUGAACAGGAGAAUGAGGAGCUGCAAGUGAAGCUCCAGGACCUGGAGGUGGCCAAGCAAGUCCUUCAGGCUGAGCUGGAGAAGAGCCGAGAGAACUCUCUAAAAAAGCGAGGUCCAAGGCCAAACCACAAACCCGAUAAGAAGACAUCACCACAGCCUCCAGAGGAUAAUUCUGACCUGAAGUGCCAGCUCCAUUUUGCCAAGGAGGAGUCAGCACUUAUGUGCAAGAAACUCGCCAAGAUGGUGAAAGACAAUGAGGCGAUGAAGGAAGAACUGACCAAAUAUCGUUCAGUCUAUGGCGACAUAGAUACCUCACUGACUGUUGAUGAGGUGGCUGACUCGCCCCACACACGUGAAGCCGAGGUUCGAGUUCACCUAAAGUUGGUUGAAGAGGAAGCUAACUUGCUGAGUCGACGGAUAGUGGAGCUGGAGGUGGAGAAUCGUGGUCUUCGUGCUGAAAUGGAUGACAUGAAGAUUCAGGAGACCUCUGGAGGUCUUGCAGUUGGGACAGGAGUUGGACAGCUGCUAAUUUCACCUUCAGUUGAGAAUGUUAUGGAGAUGCAGCGGCACCUGCAGUUUGUAGAAGAAGAAGCAGAUCUGCUGAGAAGGUCACUUAUUGAGAUGGAGGAGCAGAACAAACUCCUGAUGAAUGAACUUAAUCGGUACAAGUCAGAACUUCCUCCUGAUUCUGAUAAUGAAUCCUUGUCACCUUCCACCAUCCUUCCUCCAUCCAUCACUACUGGAGUGGCAGCUUCUGAAGAAGGAUCUUUAAAUGAAGCGUCACAAGAAGAGCUCCUGGGAGCCAGGCUUCAAAUCAGUGACCUGAGCAGUAAAGUAAAAAAGCUCCAGUAUGAGAAUCGCAUUUUGCUGUCCAACCUCCAGCGCUGCGACCUGGCUUCCAGACAUGUGGACAUUCGGCUUGCCCUGGAAACUGAUGCAGAGGCUGGGGACUCGGCUGAGUGUGUGCCCAGCCCAGAUUGUAACGAUAGCCCUAUUGAUGGUGAAGAAAUUCAGCCUCUGGAGGAAAAGAGUGAGAAAGUGACAGGAAAUAACCAUUCUGAUCAGUGCCUCAACAUCAAAGAACUCUUGGCCAUUCGUGACCAGGCCCAAUUAAUUACCUCAGCAAUCCAGCUCCUCAUGUCUGCUGAUUCCAACUGUCUUUUAGCCUUCUCUUCAGACACAAUCUUACAUAAAAUAACAGCUAGGGAACCUGGAGAAGCUGGGUUGCUGGAAAAGAACCAAGUGCAAAAUUCUAAUCUGACUCUAGUUGAGGCUGUUCACAGUAGGCUUCAGUCUCUGCAGGCCCAGCUGCUGGCUCUCAGUCAGAGGAUAGAGGUUCUUGGGGAGACCCCUGACUAUGAGCAUGUGAAGGGGCUGUCGACAUUUGCCCUAGUCUCUCAGUCAGCAGAGCCAAGCCCUGUAGAUACUCAGGUCAAUCAGAUCACCGUUCAACAGAAGCCCAAAAUUAGGGACCAAGCAGAUGUCAAGUGUCAAGCUGCACACCUGUGCAAAGCUGAUGAGAGCAACAUCAGUACAGACAGACACAAAGAACAAGUGACAGACUUGCCGGACACCAACUGUGCACUGCUUCUGGAGCAGGUUUGUGAGCUUCAGACUCAGCUGUGUGAGGCAAAGGAGAAGGCUAAGAAAACUCAGGAGGAUCUAGGACUGGAGAAUCUAGCUCAUCAUGAUUACACACAAUCCUACUCCCAGAAACUCUCUCAGCUGCAGGAGGAGCACAAGAAGGUGCUGGUGCAACGGGAUUUUCAGCUGCAAAGCAUGAGCCUGCAAACACGGCUGCAGCAGAAAUUCUGGAGCCAGGAAAAGAACGUCUUGGUGCAGGAGUCCCAGCAGCUUAAACAGAUCCUACUGCUUGUCAGCCUCAAGUUACGUUGGCUGCUCAAGCAGUGGAGGCUGGGCAAGAAGUUUGAUGCAGAGGUCAAAGACAUGUUGCAGAUUAAUAGUAUUAAGGAGCUUCACCACCCUCUUGAGGACGAUGGUGUUGCCCCUCACCAUGGAGACAAUAAGAUGGCAGCCUCCAAGGAACAGCCACCAAGUCCCACAAAGAAAGAUCGCAGCCUUAGUGAUAAUAACCUUCAGCAGGCUAGUGGUUUGAGUACGACUUUGUCUGACCUGAAGGUGGCUCUUCAGGAUCUGAGCACUGAGCUGCGAGAGGAGCGCCAAAGCUCUCAGGAGCUAACGCAGCAGUUUGCCCGAGCUAAGGCCUCCUGGGAGGUGGAGCGCACUGAGCUCAAAAGUCUCAUCACCCAGCUGGAGGGGAAGGCAGGGAAGAUGUCUGCAACUGGUACUGACAUGGAUCCUCCAGAUCUGAAGGCAGCUUUGAAAAGGGAGUGUGAAGAGCACCAAAAUCUGCUGGCAGACUCCUAUGCUGCAGUGAUGGAUCUGACCAAGCAGUUACAGAUAAGUGAGAGAAACUGGAGCAGGGAGAAGCUGGAGCUUCUGGAACAUUUCAAUCAGGAGAGGAACCAGUGGGAGCAGAGGCUUCUUGAUGCCCAGAGCAAGUCUCCCAGUGCCAAGGGAAUAUCUACAGAUGCAACGACAAAUGAAACAACAUUGCAAAGAACCCAACUAAUUUCCUCAUUGUCAGACCUUGAGAGUUUGCUGGACGUCAGUUCUUUCCUUCCAGAUCAUGAGGUCAAUGGAAUUGCUGAGGUGAAGGCCGGAAAGCACCAAUUUAACGAUCUUGUAACCCGCACAGACCUUAGAGACCUCAACCAGAAGAACUGGAAGUAUCUAAGUAGUGAGUCAGCUUCUCUGGAGAAGACUGAGCCUUUUAAAACCUGGGACUGCCCCAGCACUGGCAUUCCAGAGCUAAAGCUGAGUAUGGAGCAUGUGCAAAGGAGUUACACUGCCCCAGACAAAACAGGUAUCCGAAUAUACUACAGCCCUCCAACUGUCCGGAGGAUGGAAAGGAAGGUCAAGGAUCUGAGCUUAAAUGAUACCCAGCUGGGACUAAAAUUUUUCGAUGCACCUAACUCAGACCAAGCAAUACUGCCUCCAACAACACAAACAUCACCUUCACACUUGUCAGCCUCAUAUGAGCAGUGGCUAAGCUCACUAUCCCAGCAGCAUAGAGACCUACUUGAGGGCAGGACAGGCAGCUCUGGGGCCCUCCACACCCUUGAGAUUUCUGCAAAUCUGAGUGAUGACAUGAAGGAGAUGACCAAUUGUGUGCGGCAGGCCAUUCGUUCUAGCUCUCUUGAGAGGAAAUCCAGCAAAGAUGCAGGAAGUCAGACUGUGGGCUUCACCAGCACAGGAACACAGACAGCUAAAUUUGUCAGCGUGGGCCUGCAGACGGAGAGUCCAGCCUCCUCAACCUCCCGAGGAGCAGGAUUUCAUGGGAAGAUAUGGUCUCCCCGCCCAUCCACCUCCCUCACUUCAGCACGAUCACGCCAGAUCUCCUCAUCACUGGAGAAGGUGCACGGUCGCAUUGACCGACCCUGCUGCUCACCAAAAUAUGGCUCACCCAAGCUCACAAGACGGGUCUCUGCUUCAUCUUCAUCCUCCAAGCUGGAGACAUCUUCCACCUCCUCAAGAGAUCGGAGUAUGUGGAAUCUGCCAAACCGUAGCAUUGCCCAGAGCGGAUCUGCAUGGGCUCGGUCCACCACGACCCGCGAUAGUCCCGUACUCAGUGGCCUCAAUGAUGGACUAUCCAGCCUCUUCAGCGUUGUGGAGCACACCUCCAGCAUGGAGUCACUCUGUAGGGGUGACACAUGCCCUGGAAGACAAGCUGCUGGCAAGCCAUCUUGUCCCAGUGUCGGCAUUAUGCUUGGUGAUUCUGGCACUCAGAAGUAUGGCAUUGUGCAGGAGUUCUUUCAAAAUGUGUGUGUGCAGACACUGUCAGGAGAGAAGACUGGAGCCAUAGAUGAGCCCAAGCCUGAGUGUCUUUCUGGUGCUCUGAUGGGAACAGACAGUGUCACUAAGAUUGUCAAUAAAAGGUUCAUGAGACAGACAUUGCGGGAUGAAGCAGUAGUCAGUGGGAAGGAGUCUGCUGCAGGCGCCAGUAGCCCAGAGCACUGCCUUAACCCUCCUGGGCAUGGAGUCCACCAGAGCGUCACAGGUUGCCACUGGAGUCCUCUUCCACUCCUCCAUGAUGACACCACGGAGCUGGUGGAUGUUAGAGACCUUGUACUCCUCCAACUUCCAUUUGAGGAUGCACCACACGUCGUCCUGGAGGAUUCAUCUUGUGACUGCAAAUCACAGUCCCCCACCUCUUGUCUUGCUCGCUCCUCUCGCACCACUGUUCGUGGAGCCCACAGCCAGUGCAAGCACCGUGUUCAGGAGACUGCCUUGGGAAAUGAGGAGAGAUUGGAUGUCAGCAAUGAGUGAUGGAAAAGAGGACAAGGCUUCUAUCACUACUUUAAAACAAAUGUGCAGAUACUGCCACACAUACCACCGUGUAAAUGCGUUGCCAUGUAUAAACUUGCACAUAAGCAAGCACACAAGGCCACAGUAGAAUACAUGUCUGGACAUUUCCAAAAACCUUUGAUUAGCACAAGGACUGAUGCCAAGAAAUAUCUUUCAGCCAGCCUGACCUCCCUUUUAUGGUCAACAUUCUAUACACCUAUUCAACCAGCAGGACAGCUCAAUUCUGCCAUCUUAAUGAACUGACCUUUGGACAAACAUAGGCUCAAAUGUUUGUGUAUAACAGGGGUUGAUAUGCCGUGUAACAAGUAAAAUAAAAACAUGUAGAAUUAAGUUAAAACCUGACAGUGAUUGCUUGUGUAAAAUGCUCAAAUCCUAUUUGGAUUUAAUGUAUUUACAAAUUUGCUUUCUAAAGAUUUAGAUAAUAAAGGCCUCAAGCAGACAUCUACAGCCUUUAAUUUCAUCGCCAUAAUCACAAACAAAAAUGCCUCCAUUGUUUAAAUCUUACAGUUUAUCAACCUCAAUCAUCAUGUUACACUGGGGAGCUUAUUUAAAGCCAUUAUUUGUAUUUUUGCUGUGUUACUGUAAAAUGACUAAUAUGUGUGACAGACUGAAAGUGUCUAUUUAGAACACAUGACCAAAGUCAUUUUAGUGGGACCAUUAAAAAAGGCACUGGUUAACAAGGAUUUUCUAAAAUGACAAUUUACUUUAAUGGAGAUGUCACUCAUUGUGAUUACCUGAGAAUGUCAUUGUCAUUAGAACCCUUUUCAACCUAUCAGUCUGAAGUCUAAAUCAACAUUAACUAUUAUGAAGCCAUGGGAGGAGUUUCUUACUUUUGGACACACAUUUUCCCACAUUAAACUAUGUAUUUAUAACUGUCUAUGUAUGGUGCUAUACAAAUUAAAAUCUUUAUCAUGUAUUAUGUUAUUUGUAGAGAAGUGACAUUUAAGCCUUUAGCUGAAUGAAAGUGACUGCUAGUUAUAAAAUUGCUCAUAUUUGAAUCUAGUUGACUGAUAAAUGAUGCAGUCAGCAUUAAACACUGUAUAAGAUGGAGAAUGAUAACCUUGAAAACAUCAGAAUUUUAGCAACAAUCAGAGCUCUGCACACCCACACAGUUUUGCUGUAGCCCACCAAUUAUUCUCUCUCUCUCACACACACACACACACACACACACACAGAUCAGAGCCUCUCUAAUGGCAAGGCAGUAUGGUCAGGUUCCUUUGAAUGUGUCCUGCCAUUCUAUGCCUCCGCUCUUUAAUAAAUAGGGCAUUAAUGGUGAGCCACAUUUUUUCAUCGCCAUUAACUAUGGUACUGUCCACGUUUUCUGCCAUCAAAUGUCAUUACUGGUCUUUUAAGACUUCAAUACAUUAUACCUCUUGCUGCUACCUCCUUUCUGCAUUUUCAGUCUAACUCCAUUUCAUUCUUUUUUUUGUUUGUUUUGAAGGUCUCAAAUGUGCCUUUGUUUCUUUUCAAAGAAAUUCAGAUGUUUCUUCGCUAUUAGUCAGUGAGGAGCUGCAUGCAGUGAGCGCACUGGUAAAAUUUGCUUUGAAUUUAGUAAACAAAUAGAUUUCAUAAAGCCCAGUCUAUGCUCCAAACUCUGGUAGCAGCCAUGACCCACUGAACAAUUUCCCAACAAUUAACAACUCUGUUUUUGGUCACUGACCGUUUGAUUAUAACUAUUCAUGAUUGCAUAAAUAAUUUUCCUCAGUGUGCAUUGUGUAUGUUGUGCUUGGUUUAAAUGGUCCCUAAAGUGCACAUAGACUCAUGGAGGAGGACUCAAGCUCAACUGCUUUGGCUACCAUACAGACAUGAACUCCAGCCAAGUUCUUUAAAACAUUGUCAACAAGAUUCUUCAAAGCAAAUCUAAUGGAACAACUUCCACCCAUAUAAUUUGAGUAAAUUACUUCCAAACAAUUACACAAAUUGUCCCAUUUCAAUACAAAUACAUGGUUUGCAAGGUCUAAAGAACUGAUUCAUCUCAAACAAGCCCUUAAUCGUCUUCUCUUAUCAUUCCACAUCCACCUCGCAUAACAUCCAGCAAUACCUAAAUGACAUAGUAGCUUAAUACCAUUUUGUAAAUUAUUGAGAAUGCAUGUAUAUUUUGUUUUUUUUCCUCUUUGUAAACAUUUAUGAAAUAAGUGAGAGAAAAACACUUUAAUAUUGUAACCUUAAACAUACUGUACAUAUACAAUUUAUACUCUUUCUAUCUUAGUCUAGUCUAGAAAGUGGCUUGAACUUCAGAGCUCAUGACCUCCCCUUUAAGAAAACAAGAAUCUCUUUUUAUUGUGUAAGUAGCUCUAUUCCGGGGAAGGAAUAUGCCACAAUAAAACUGAAAUUGUUUUUGCCUGGGGAAGGAUUGCUUUUCUUGUUGCAUCAAAUAAUACUUUCCUGUUUGUUACAAUUCACAAAUAAAUGUUUGUUGAAAAAUG